Messenger RNA from Schizosaccharomyces osmophilus, 2013 nucleotides. RefSeq names its product NatA N-acetyltransferase complex regulatory subunit Nat1 (gene nat1). The record is from RefSeq and is a predicted model, not a curated record. The coding region runs from base 1 to 2013 and encodes 670 amino acids. The transcript has a single exon. Gene Ontology annotation, cellular component: cytoplasm; NatA complex. Gene Ontology annotation, biological process: N-terminal peptidyl-methionine acetylation. Lineage: Eukaryota; Fungi; Ascomycota; Schizosaccharomycetes; Schizosaccharomycetales; Schizosaccharomycetaceae. Gene Ontology annotation, molecular function: protein binding; protein-N-terminal amino-acid acetyltransferase activity.
AUGAAAAAAUCUGCCGGAAAAGAGGUCGCCCUGUUUGAUCGCGCUGUAGACCAGUUUGAAGAAGGCCAUUUUUCUCGUAGCUUGAAAACCACCCUUUCGAUUCUGAAGAGAAAGCCAAAACAUGCCGAAGCCAUAGCAUUGGAAGGACUAAAUUUAUGCAAAUUGGAAAACUAUCAAGAUGCUCUGUUAAAAUGCCAAUUGGCAAUUAGUUUGGACGCUAAAUCUCGAUUUUGCUGGCAAGCUCUGGCGAUUACUUACAGGGAUCGAAAGGACUACCAUAGCUCUCUUAAUGCCUACAAAAAUGCUGUAAAGACUUCACCAGAAAAUGAAGGCUUGUUGUAUGAUACUGCCUAUCUUCAGUUUCAUUUGAGGCUUUACGACGCAUUAGUGCAAUCAUGGCAGACACUAGUCUGCAUGGACUCUGAAAAUAUGGAAUAUCGAUUAUGCCUUGCAUUAUCCUAUUACCUUUCUGGCUCUUACGACUGCUGUCUGGCUCAUUGCACAGACCUUUUAAGAUUUUAUGAGUUGGCUCCCAACGCAUCCUCAAGACUUGCAUGUUUCAUUCCCAAUCUGGCUUUAAAACAAGGUCUUCAAUUCCAUGAUUCGUUUCAUCUUUUUCAUAUGUAUUCGUCUUUUAUUUCUAAUGACUGGCAGCGAGAUGAACAGCUAGCAAAUCUGUAUUUUCAGUUUCAAAAGUACGAUGAAGCCUUACUUUUGUAUGGUAAGCUGACUGCCAAGUACUCUUGUAGAAAUGAAUUUGUAUGGAGAUAUUUAAAAAGCUUGCAAGAGCUUACAAUUUCCAAAGGAUUACCCAGAGACGUACUGUAUGGUAAAUUCCAAUAUCUGUUGGAAUUGUUUCCCAAUGCAAUGAACAUCAAAAUCCUCAUCCUACAAUUUUUGGUUACUGGCAACCUUGAAUAUGAUUUCUUUUUGGAGCAUCUGCUCACAUAUUCUAAAAACAAGGGUAUACCCUCCACUAUUUUGUUACUAAAAUCAUCGAUACAAGGUAAUUUACCAUUCGCCUAUAAAAUAAAGGAAUUUUUAAUUUUUCGCCUGCAGAAUUCAGAGAAGGAUAUUCCAACUGCACAUCUCUGGAACCUUUACUAUCUCAGCUGUCUUACAUAUUUUAUUUUGGACUAUGCGAGCUCUCUAUAUUGGAUCGAUCGGGCAAUCUCCAACCUCCCUACUCUUCCGGAAUUAUACUCAUUAAAAGGUAAAAUUUUGUUUCGUUUAGGUGAAUGGAGUGAUGCUAUUCAUACUUUGACCUUUUGCUGCGAACUAGACAAAGGGGAUCGUGCAUUAGCCAGCCGGCUUGCCAAGAUCUAUUUCCACAUGGAUGAAAGUGAAUUAGCAUAUCAAUCUCUUUCCAAGUUUUGCAAAGAUCGGUUUGGUGGAGUUCCCACUUAUCUUGCUGAAACCGAAUGCAUUUGGUUUCUCAUUGAAGACGGUGAAUCUCUACUUCGUCAGCAAUGUUACGGAUUAGCACUGAAAAGGUUUCACCAGCUAUAUAUAAUAUUUAAAGAGUGGUCAAAUCUCAGCUUUAAUUAUCAUACGUACUGUGCUGAAAACGCUGAAUUUGGGCAGUACUUGGAAAUGGAUGGAUGGACUAAGGCAUUGUGGGAUUCACCAGCGUACCUUAGAGCCGCUUUAGGUGCGACAAUUAUUUAUUUAAAAUUACAUGAUUCUCCCUAUUUCAAAUAUGGAGAAAAUGCCCGUGCAGUGCACUCAAUGAGUGAAAUUGAGCAAAUUCAAUUUGAUAAGGACCGAAACCAAAGCGUAGCAAAAUUACAUCUUCAAGAAGAAUCCAGGAUAAAAAGAAUCAUACUGGAUGAAGACGAAGAUCCUUUAGUGAUUGAUCACGAUCUUUUUGGAAUGGAAUUGUUAAGAACCAAAGACCCUCUUCAAGAAGCGAUGAAGUUUUUGUAUCCACUUCGUUUGGAUUGCUUAAAAGGAUGGGGAUUCUUAAAGGUUUUAGCAUCAAAAAUUUACAAUUCUAAAGGUACGGAUUUAUGA